AUGGCAGCCGUUCGCAUAGCACCAACCCGAGCAGCAAGAGCACUUAAUCUCUUGCGUGCAGUAGGCACACAUGGUCCAGGAUGUCCAUGCCACAGCAACCCAGGACACCACCACAACCCUCUUAGCAUCUCACAAGGCCGCCGUGCACUCGCGACACCUAUCGACUACUCGCAACAGAAAGAGUAUGCCUUUGAGAUGGCAGCAUCUAGCAUUCGAUUUGGAGCUGGCUGUACCAAGGAGGUUGGCAUGGACUUCAAGAACAUGGGUGCCAAGAAGGUCAUGAUCGUGACCGACAGCACUGUCUUGAACUUGACUGCCAUGAAGCAGGUACAGGAAGGCCUCGAUAGAGAAGGAAUCAAAUACGAGAUCUACAGCAACUGUCGAGUCGAGCCCAAGGAUCAUUCGAUCAAGGAAGCAAUUGCAUUCGCCAAACCCCACGCUCCGGACGCCUUCCUUGCUGUUGGAGGCGGUUCGGUCAUUGACACGGCGAAGCUCAUGAACCUUUAUACAACCUUCCCUGAGGCUGACUUCCUCGACUUCGUCAACGCCCCUCUUGGUAAAGGAUUGCCUAUCCAGGGCAAGCUUAAGCCUCUUGUCGCAGUACCCACAACAGCAGGAACUGGCUCUGAGACAACAGGCACGGCCAUUUUCGAUCUAGUGUCAAGGAAGGCAAAGACGGGUAUCGCACAUCGCAACCUGAAGCCGACGCUGGGCAUAUGCGAUCCUCUCAACACUCGUACUAUGCCUUCUGCUGUGCACGCAUCCAGUGGUCUCGAUGUUCUUUGUCACUCUCUGGAAUCAUGGACCGCCAUUCCUUACCAUGAACGUGUACCAAGACCCCGCAACCCCAUCGAACGACCAGCAUACCAGGGUGCCAACCCUAUCUCAGACAUCUUCAGUCUGCAAGCCUUGAGGGAUACAGUCAAGUACUUGCCCAGAGCGGUCAAGGACCCAGAUGACCACGAAGCACAGAGCAAGAUGCUGUUGGCAGCAACCUUGGCAGGUGUUGGUUUCGGUAAUGCAGGUGUUCAUUUGUGCCACGGCAUGAGUUAUCCUGUCAGUGGUCAGAAUCCAGGCUACAAGCACAAUGGUUACGAGGUCGACCACCCGAUCAUUCCUCACGGUGUCAGUGUCGCCGUUACCGCACCUGCCGUUUUCAAGUUCACUGGAGCAAGCAACCCGGAAAGACAUCUUGCGGCAGCCGAGUGCUUCGGUGUGGACAUCAGUCAGGUGAAGAAGGAAAGUGCUGGAGAAGUCCUGAGUGAGGCACUGGCCAAAUUCUUAUUAGAUCUGGGUGACCAGCCCAGAGGAUUGAAGGAUCUGGGCUUUGGCAGGAGCGACGUGGAUCAGCUGGUGGAGGGAACCAUGCCACAAGCAAGAGUAUUGAUGUUGGCACCUAGCUUGGAUAUGCAGAAUGUGGACGAGGAAAGGGCACAGCUGAGAGAGCUCUUCGAAGAUGCCAUGGAACACUAA
Molecule: messenger RNA, 1473 nt
Organism: Aureobasidium melanogenum CBS 110374
Lineage: Eukaryota; Fungi; Ascomycota; Dothideomycetes; Dothideales; Saccotheciaceae
Product: Dehydroquinate synthase-like protein
Exons: 2
Coding region: 1-1473 (490 amino acids)
Cellular component (GO): mitochondrion
Molecular function (GO): metal ion binding; alcohol dehydrogenase (NAD+) activity
Source: RefSeq, a predicted model, not a curated record